AUGGCCCCGGGUGCCCUCUCCAUCGACGGGGAGUUUAGUAAGGAAGAGGUGACCGCCGCCGUCACUUUUAAUGAGGCUGCGGGCUGGCAACUGAAGCCUGGCCGUGACGACAAGGGUGCAGGCGCCGUGUCUUCGUUGCGUGGCCCGGUCCGGCCAGGACAUUACGGUCAAGUACCCGUGUGUACGGGCCACUGGGAAGGAGAUUUGCGUUGGGUGUUCGGUGGAAGGCAAGAGUUGCCACCCAGUGAGUCUCAGACCCGUCUCCGAUUGUUCGCCGUUAUACUGACUGUCUCUUGCCAGAUCCCAAGCGACUUGCGCGGGCUGUGUCAGCUCGUCUGGAACUCUCAACAAGACCUGCGAUCGAAGUACGAUGCAUAUAAGAACCAAAGCGGAACCAUAACCAGCGAAGUUAAGGCGAAAGAGCUCGCUCUGCUCUACGCCAAGAUUCUACUGGCGUCGGACACGCUUCGGCGUGCCACCGGCGUCUCGUCGGCUUCCUCCCCAAAGGUAAAGGAUAGAGUUAUUUAUAAGGCGGUCGAGCCCGCCGUCCCCGACGUCGUGAUAAAUAACAGACUACUUCGCUUACAAUGCCUCCUUACGUUGUCGUCAACCAGUCUUAACCUGUUCUCAGACGAGUAUAAGUCGGAGGUCAAGGACCUCCUCAAACAAACUCGCCUCGUCAGCAAGUCCACUCCUACCCAAGAGUGGACCGACGCAGGAAGAGCUCUUGCUCGCCUCAAGAAUAACAGUGCUCCGUGCGAUAAUUCGCGGCGGUUCGUGCAGGAGUUUAUGAACGGCACCUUCGGCGUCUACGACGCUACGAAGGCGGUUAAACGACUGGUCGCAGUUCAUGACCACAUCGAAACCGGCCCUGCGUCUGUCCUUCAGUUCCCCGCUCCUCCCAUUCCCAGUGGGAAGGGGACUCGGGCCGCUCGGCCCGGUCAGGCUGCGCCGUCCCGUCGUAAGUCUUAG
This is a messenger RNA of Sporothrix schenckii 1099-18, 972 nucleotides long. RefSeq lists its product as uncharacterized. The record is from RefSeq and is a predicted model, not a curated record. Lineage: Eukaryota; Fungi; Ascomycota; Sordariomycetes; Ophiostomatales; Ophiostomataceae. The transcript is spliced from 3 exons. Bases 1 to 972 code for a protein of 323 amino acids.